GUGACAAGUAGUCGCAGUAGCAGAAUUUGGAGAUGGCGGCGGCGGAAGAACUCGCCGUCUCCGAUCGGCCGUGCCUUCACAUGAUCUCCGCCUUUCUAGCGUUGGAACCGCCCGACAUCGUUAUCUCCUACGCCAGGGAACUUGGCGGCGGUUCCAUCACCGAGAGUGUACAGAGGUGCAUUUGGCUCCGAUGCAUCAGCAAAGCAGAUUUGAAGUUGCAGGGGCCUUUCCUGAAGAGAUUUCUGAAGAAGUUAAUCAAUGAAAUUGAAUCCAGUGGCGAGAUGGUGCUGGAUGAACUGUGCUCUAUUUGGCCUUCAAGCCUUUUCAUGUCAGAAUUUAUACUUUCUUUCCCUGAAAUAUUUGCAAAUAAGUGUUGUUUUGAGGUUGGUUCAGGGGUUGGAUUGGUCGGUAUCUGUCUUUCUUAUGUUAAAGCAUCCAAGGUGAUACUAACUGAUGGUGACUUUUCAACUUUAGCAAAUACGAAGGUCAACUUGGAACUGAACAACCUGACCACAGCAAAUCACACACCGGACUCUCGUUUACAUGAUAAAAUGGUCCAAUGUGUUUAUUUGCCUUGGGAAUCUGCCUCAGAAGAUGACAUCCAUUGCUUCGCCCCCCGACAUUAUGUCAUGUUGUUGCUCAUGGACGACUUUUUAGGGAGGAACGGCUCCCCUGUUGUGGUAUUGGACUUGGAUGGUUCUUGUUUAUUACUGGUUUCUUUCUGGGCGCAGUCCCCUGGUACAUAGGAGCUCUUUUACUGCUAUGUGUUCGUAUGGAUCACAGGGAGAAGCCUGGACUCGUUGCGUGUACCAUAGGUGCUAUUUUAGCUGCUCUUGCUGUUACUCUCGGUGUGACAAAGGUAAGCCAUUCCUGGUGAAGUAGCCGUGUUGUAUAUAUUCUCCAACAACUAAAGUCCUCAUCAGAGUUGGACACUGUUGAUUGUAUUUAUUUCUUAAAAAAGGGAUAUAAUUUUCUUUGUAGUAAUCACCUCCUAUUCCUGAAUGAUUGAUUAUCCAUGAAAUCAUAUACGUGUUCUAUUGUUUACUGCAA
Salvia splendens (bonfire salvia) is the source of this 1050-nucleotide messenger RNA. RefSeq lists its product as uncharacterized. The transcript has 10 exons. Lineage: Eukaryota; Viridiplantae; Streptophyta; Magnoliopsida; Lamiales; Lamiaceae. Bases 33 to 746 code for a protein of 237 amino acids. The record is from RefSeq and is a predicted model, not a curated record.